This is a messenger RNA of Capsella rubella, 1568 nucleotides long. Its product is annotated as aspartic proteinase PCS1. NCBI's taxonomy places the organism in Eukaryota, Viridiplantae, Streptophyta, Magnoliopsida, Brassicales, Brassicaceae. Bases 105 to 1406 code for a protein of 433 amino acids. The record is from RefSeq and is a predicted model, not a curated record. Gene Ontology annotation, molecular function: aspartic-type endopeptidase activity. Gene Ontology annotation, biological process: proteolysis. The transcript has a single exon.
UUACAAGAAAAGAUUAUUUGUAUGACAUUACAAGAAAUUCACAAAUAUAAUAUAUAAGGACAAGCUCAUAACAAUUCAAGAUCAAAGAGACAAGAGUAAAAAAGAUGUCUUCUUCAUCGAUUCAUCUCCAAAUCACAGUUUGGCUUCUAAUAAUCUCCCCUAUCGCUUACUCGAGAAUCUUUCCUACAACAAACCAAACACUCAUCUUACCUCUAACAACCCAAAACUCUUCUUCAUCCUUACUCUUCCAACGAAGUCGUCUCGUUUCUUCUCCAUCCAUCAAGGUUCCUUUCACAUACGAUGUCGCUCUCACCGUCUCUCUCACCGCCGGCUCACCUCCUCAAUCCAUCACGAUGGUUCUCGACACCGGAAGCGAGCUCUCGUGGCUAAAGUGCAAACAGUCCUCGACCUCCAUGUUCCACCACGUGAAAUCAUCUUCUUACUCUGCACUGCCAUGUUCUUCUCCCGUUUGUACCACCAAAACCCAAGAUUUCAGCCUUCCAGCCUCGUGUGACAAAAAGACUAAUCUCUGCCACGUGGUUGUCGGCUACGCCGAUGGUUCCACCGUGGAGGGGAACCUCGCUCAAGAUACGUUCACAAUCGGCUCGUCGACGACACGUGCUACGGCAUUCGGGUGCAUGGACGUGAUAUCAAGCGUGAGAGAGGAGGACGACAAAAGAACCGGUUUAAUGGGAAUGAACCGGGGUCGGUUAUCGUUUGUUAACCAAAUGGGUUUAUCUAAAUUCUCUUAUUGUAUCUCCGGUUCUGGCUCUACCGGUGUUUUGGUUCUGGGUGAAUCGAGUCUCCCUUCUCUUCCACCUCUCAAAUACACGCCUUUGGUUACUCUAACCGAUCGGUUACCUUAUUCUGACCGGUUCGCGUACACGGUCAACUUCGAAGGAAUUCGGGUCGGGUCGAAAUUGCUACCCAUCCCAAAAUCCGAUCUAAUGCGUGGUCAAUCCGGAUCCGGUCAGACAAUGCUGGAUUCCGGUACACAGUUCACAUUCCUGCGAGCUCCGGUUUACAAAGUCCUGAAAACAGAGUUUACCGAACAAACCAAAUCGGUUCUCACUGUUGACCCGAGUGUCGUGUUUGAAGAAGGAAUGGAACUCUGUUUCAGGGUCGGGUCAGCAAAGCCUGAUUUUUCGAAAUUACCCGCGGUGACGCUUAUGUUCGAAGGAGCAGAGCUGACCGUGUCGGGUCAGAAGCUAUUGUACCCGGUACCCGGAUCAGGAUCGAAGAAGUAUUGCUUCACGUUCGGCAACUCGGAGCCUGCGGGUAUAGAAUCGUUUAUAAUAGGGAAUCUUCAUCAACAAAACGUGUGGGUUGAGUAUGAUCUUGCUCAUAAAAAGAUUGGUUUUGCUAAUGGUGUCAAAUGUAAUCAAGCCAGUCAACAACUUCUUUAGAUCUCGAAAUUGAAAACUCGAGUUUUUUAACUAUGGAACAUGCUUCAUUGUUUUUUUUCUUUCUUUAAAGUGGUAUUUCUUAAAAUUUUGUAUUCAUUAAUCAUUUUGGUUAACGAAAACUAAACAGCAAAGGAUAAUGAUAGUGAACAUUUAUAUUUCAAA